This is a messenger RNA of Fraxinus pennsylvanica, 933 nucleotides long. The record is from the annotation of a GenBank genome assembly. Lineage: Eukaryota; Viridiplantae; Streptophyta; Magnoliopsida; Lamiales; Oleaceae.
AUGAUUUUGUCAAAUUUGUUCUUCAGAAAUAAAGCUGCUAUUGUUAAAGCAGGAGCUGUCCACAAGUUACUCAAGCUCGUCAAUUCUUCAAAUGGGUCACCUAAGCAGUCUGUUGCUGAAGCAAUUGUAGCCAAUUUUCUUGGGUUGAGUGCACUCGACUCGAAUAAACAGAUCAUUGGUUCUUCGGAUGCAAUCCCAUUUUUGGUGGAAACUCUCAAACAUUUCAUUGAGGAUAUUAGUUCUCAAGCUAAACAGGACUCUUUGCGCGCACUCUACAAUCUUUCCAUCUUGCCUUCAAAUGUGGUUUUGAUGCUGGAGACUGAUCUGAUACCACUUCUCUUGAGCAAGCUGGGAGAUGUGGAUGCAAGUGAAAUAAUCCUCUCUAUUCUUAGCAAUGUAGUAUCAGUUGCGGAGGGGAGGAAGGCAAUUAGGAUUGUGCCCGAUGCCUUUCCAAUUCUAAUUGAUGUAUUGAAUUGGACGGAUUCACCAGGGUGCCAAGAGAAAGUAACAUACAUUCUUAUGGUGAUAGUUCACAAGUCUUACGGAGAUAGGCAGGAGAUGAUCAAGGCUGGAAUUGCCACGUCCCUGCUUGAACUAACAUUGUUAGGAAGCACAUUGGCACAAAAAAGAGCUUCAAGGAUAUUGGAGUGUUUAAGAGGGGAGAAAGGGAAGGAAGUUUCGGGAUGGUUGGGUUCAGGAUUGUCAGCUCCAUUUUGUGGUCCUUCGCCUACUCAUCUAACAGAGGAAUUAUUGGAAGGGGAGGAUGAUAUGUUGAGUGAAGAGAGGAAAGCAGUCGAGCAACUAGUUCAACAGAGUCUGCACGACAACAUGAAGAGAAUGAUGAAGAGGGCAAAUUUGCCGCAAGAUUUUGUUGCUUCUCAUCAUUUCAAGUCCCUUUCAUCAAGUUCCACAUCUAAUAGCUUACCAUUUUGA